Molecule: messenger RNA, 1336 nt
Organism: Enhydra lutris kenyoni (northern sea otter)
Lineage: Eukaryota; Metazoa; Chordata; Mammalia; Carnivora; Mustelidae
Product: TEA domain transcription factor 4
Exons: 10
Coding region: 200-1117 (305 amino acids)
Biological process (GO): embryonic organ development; regulation of transcription by RNA polymerase II; hippo signaling
Cellular component (GO): transcription regulator complex
Molecular function (GO): RNA polymerase II cis-regulatory region sequence-specific DNA binding; DNA-binding transcription factor activity, RNA polymerase II-specific
Source: RefSeq, a predicted model, not a curated record
GUCCUUCGCCCGCUGAGAGGCUGUUGGUGUCUCUGUAGGUCGGAAUGAGCUGAUUGCCCGCUACAUCAAGCUCCGGACAGGGAAGACCCGCACCAGGAAGCAGGUCUCCAGCCACAUCCAGGUGCUGGCUCGUCGCAAAGCCCGCGAGAUCCAGGCCAAGCUAAAGGACCAGGCAGCUAAGGACAAGGCCCUGCAGAGCAUGGCUCCCAUGUCGCCCGCCCAGGCCAUCUCCGCCACAGCCUUCCACAGUAAAAUGGCCCUCGCCCGGGGCCCAGGCCACCCAGCAGUCUCAGGGUUUUGGCAAGGAGCUUUGCCGGGCCAAGCUGGAACAUCCCACGAUGUGAAACCUUUCUCUCAGCAAACCUACACUGUCCAGCCUUCGCUGCCUCUGCCAGGGUUUGAGUCUCCUGCAGGACCCGCCCCGUCGCCCUCAGCGCCCCCGGCACCCCCAUGGCAGGGCCGCAGUGUGGCCAGCUCCAAGCUCUGGAUGUUGGAGUUCUCUGCCUUCCUGGAGCAGCAGCAGGACCCUGAUACGUACAACAAGCAUUUGUUCGUGCACAUCGGCCAGUCCAGCCCAAGCUACAGUGACCCCUACCUCGAAGCCGUGGACAUCCGCCAGAUCUAUGACAAAUUCCCGGAGAAAAAGGGGGGACUCAAGGAGCUCUUUGAACGGGGGCCUUCCAAUGCCUUUUUUCUUGUGAAAUUCUGGGCAGACCUCAACACCAACAUUGAGGAUGAAGGCAGCUCCUUCUACGGGGUCUCCAGCCAGUACGAGAGUCUGGAGAACAUGAUAAUCACUUGUUCCACCAAGGUUUGCUCUUUUGGCAAGCAGGUGGUAGAGAAAGUGGAGACAGAGUACGCCCGCUAUGAGAACGGCCACUACUCCUACCGCAUUCAUCGGUCCCCGCUCUGCGAGUACAUGAUCAACUUCAUUCACAAGCUGAAGCACCUGCCCGAGAAGUACAUGAUGAACAGCGUGCUAGAGAACUUCACCAUCCUGCAGGUGGUCACCAACAGAGACACGCAGGAGACACUGCUGUGCGUCGCGUAUGUCUUCGAGGUGUCAGCCAGCGAGCACGGGGCUCAGCACCACAUCUACCGGCUGGUGAAGGAAUAAGAGACUCAGGGAGCAGGGAGGGGGGAAGAGACGUGUGCAGGGACGUGGGGAGGGGAUCUGCAGAGGCCCGAAGUGCCAGGAGAGCGGAGAGGUCCCGACUCUUCCUAUCCAGGAACAAACUGUGCCUGAACCUGCAAUGCCCAACCCCAAAUAAACCCAAGAUGGUGUGUAUUUUCCCAGGACCUGAUCUGGCUGUCUGAGCCUUGGGAGGGACCAUGG